Papaver somniferum (opium poppy) is the source of this 1310-nucleotide messenger RNA. RefSeq lists its product as uncharacterized. The record is from RefSeq and is a predicted model, not a curated record. Gene Ontology annotation, biological process: ribosomal small subunit biogenesis. NCBI's taxonomy places the organism in Eukaryota, Viridiplantae, Streptophyta, Magnoliopsida, Ranunculales, Papaveraceae. The transcript is spliced from 5 exons. Bases 225 to 1172 code for a protein of 315 amino acids.
UUAUCCCCUACAAACCAAGUGUAAAACAACUCUAUUUAAGGAGACGGGAAUACUUGGUGGUUCCCGGAGCAGUUUUGUUAAUUUUCGUCAAACAAAAUAACUUUUUUUUUUCAAGUUUCCUCCUGUAUUUCUCAACAAACACUUUCUUGGCAUUGGUAGAUUGUUGAGAAGAAGACCAAGGGAGCUGGUAUUGCUGUUUUCUUCGUUAGCUGGGAGAGAGGGGUAUGAUGAGGGCGAAGGCGUUGUUACAGUAUCGUCAUGGGAGUUACAGCAGAAUUGUGUCAUGGUUGUCUUCUUGUUCUUCGUUGCCGAAUAGGAGGACCCAUAUCUCAACUCUACAUGAUCAUCUUUCUCUAAACAACACCUCCAUUUCUUCUUCUUUUUCUACUCUUCCAUAUUUGGUUAAGUCACCCACUUCUUCAUCCGUAGCUCUUCGUUUCCUAAACACUAAAUCAUCGAAUCAAAUUGAUAAAGAGUCUGGGAAAGAAGAAGACGACGACAACAAUAACCCAUUUGGAGAUGAAAAUUCUGAAGAAGAGGAAGAAAGCUCCGAAGAAUGGGAGGAAGAGAAUGAGGGCAAGCCUGAGUAUGGGGAUGGAGGAGAUGGUGGUGGAGUUGUGUUGAGAGGUGUUCCAUGGGGUGAACGGGUUCUUUCAGUUGCUAAUGAGGUCCUGCUCCAGUUUGGUGACGAUUUUAAGCUCUUCGCCUUCAAGACAUCUCCCGGAGGAUACAUAUAUGCAAGGCUGGACAAACUCUCAGAACAGUACGGUAGUCCUAGCAUAGAGGAGAUGGAAAAUUACAGUCGUCUUUACACCAAGCAAUUGGAAGAGAUUUCCCAAUCUGGAGAGAUACCUGUAAAUUUGGCUCUUGAGGUUUCAUCUCCUGGCGCUGAACGACUACUUAAGAUACCAGAUGACUUGGAUCGAUUCAAAGACCUUCCCAUGAGAGUAAGUUACGUGGAAGAAGAGAAUAAAAAGCCAGUAAAAGAUGGAGUCUUUUUCUUGGAAUCUGUAGAAUCUGAAUCCGAGGAAUGUGUGUGGAGGCUUGCAAAUGUGAAGGAAAAUAGAGACAUGCUAGGUAAAGGUAGACCAUUUGGCAGAAAGCAGAAGGAUUGGAGAUUAAGAGUGCCAUUCAAGAUGUUGAAAAAGGUUAUGUUGUAUGUAGACUACUAAUUACUCACUUAGUAUCAAUUAAAAUGGUUUGUUUCCUACAGAUAAAUGUGUCAAGUCUUUUCAUGGUUUAGCAUCAGAUCAUGUUUACUUCUAGUAAAGUCGGAUUAAUGUAAAUGGUUUACCCGAGUACCUUAUUUA